This is a messenger RNA of Teleopsis dalmanni, 2334 nucleotides long. RefSeq names its product calponin homology domain-containing protein DDB_G0272472-like. Lineage: Eukaryota; Metazoa; Arthropoda; Insecta; Diptera; Diopsidae. The record is from RefSeq and is a predicted model, not a curated record. The coding region runs from base 202 to 2244 and encodes 680 amino acids. The transcript is spliced from 10 exons.
AAUUGUGCUUGUAUUAAUAUCUGAGAAUUUUUUUAAGAUAUUUGAUUUCAUUAUAAAAUUUCUUUAUUUGAAUAAAUUAUUACAAAAAUUUUGGCGAUAUUGACUACUUAUACUCUUUCCAACGUUUUGUAAAGAGCUCAGCAAGGCAACCAAAUAAGAGAGAUCAUAGUAUGAAUUAACUUACAACGUUUUAUUAAAAUCAUGUUGGUAACGAAACCAAACAAACCCAAGUUGUUUAAACCAUCCAACUCUGCUUUUGGUCCUGGUUUACCGCUUAAUAGUCUCCCAGGUUGGGAAAAUAUACCACUGAAUUCUAAAUUACCUAUGCUGAGAUGUCCCCAAAAUCAAGUUAUCUUUACAAAAACAAAGAUUGGCAAAACGUUAACAUAUAAUUGUUAUAGAGAAAAUCAAAAUUCACUUAUACGGCCAGAGUUUGAUAUGUCAAUCGAUUUUACCAAAUUAGAGUAUAAUUCUCUUCAUGAUCCCCAUUUAAAAAACUUUUACUCAAAUGAACGAAAUUUGAUACGUUUACGUCAAAAUGGUGAAAUUACUCAAGAUAACGAUGUGAUCUGUAGUUUAAGGGAUUUCAAUCAAUACCGAAUGCUACUCUAUAAAGUUUGUUCAGGUUAUAAAAAUGCUCGAAUUAGUACCCAUGAUAGUGAUGAUCGUGAUAAGAAACUAAUUGAAUGUGCCGAAUCCAUUACUAAACAUGAUUAUAUAAAUCUUGAGGCCCGAAUGCAUGGAUAUACUGAAAUUAACACACGUAAAAGUGUUCAUAUAGAUGUGCGUGAGAAACGUUUUGUAAAUUUAUGGAGUGAUGUUUUGAAACGUUUAAAGAGAAUAGAGAAACAGCGUCGCUUGGAAAAAGAAGCCAUGGAACACCAAAAACUUCUUAAGUUUCUGAAAAUGGAACGUAUUAAGGAAAUUCGUUAUGAUAUAUUCAGAAAACGAUUAAAUAAGCUAAAAAGUCAUUUAAAGGAUAAAGAAAUACGUUUGAAGUUAAAUAUUAGUAGACGAAAAGCUAAAUUACAAAAAAUUGCAGAUGCUAAAAAUGAAAAAUCAUGGGAACUCCGUUUAAAGCAGCGAUUUGAGCAACAGGAGGAACUCAAAGUUAGAACUUUAGCUUUGGCUGCUAAAAAAGCUGCAUUUAUAAAGAUUCAUAUGGACAAGUGUAGAGAAAAAUGGACUAGGGACCAAGUUAAAAUGAAGCUAGCAGCUGAAAAACGAAACAAAAAACUUAUGGAAAAAUUGUUUGGAAUGACAAAGAAAAAAAGGAAGAGGAAAAAGAAGAAGAAGAAGAAAGUACAAAAAGUGGCAGAAGAAAAGCCCCCCUGUCAAGACCAACCGAACAAAGUUUCCCAACAAAUUAUUGACUCAAAUUUAGCUUUAACACUAAAUCUUGUACUUGAUAUGGAAACUAAAAAAGCAAUUCCACUAAGUAACGAUGAUCCAGCAUAUAAAGCAGCUGAAUAUGUCUUACGAGAAAUUAUAAAUACUUUUGACAAAGAUUUAAGUGAUGAUAAGAAGGCAUAUAAAGCUGUUUCAGAUCAAAUCCAAAAAUAUAUUCAAGAAGCGAAAUUAAUAGUUUCUAGUAGAGCAAUUAGAUUAUAUGCUUCACUUCGACGUAAUGAAAACCGAACAGAAUACCGACGUUGUAAUGGUGAAGAAAAGACACCUGAACGUCGUUCAUUGGCAUCGAAAUGUGUAGGAUUUGAAGAAACACUCCUAACGAUUGGAACAUCAAGCUAUGAACCUCAUCCAUGUCAAAAUAUAAAACGAUCAUCACUGAGAACACCAACACCUGCAGGUUCAUUAGCGUCGAUUGCACUUGGUUCCGAUGAAGACAUUAAAAAACGAAUGAAUUUAUCACACUUGUCACGUAACGAAAUCAUUUACAUUGAACAUAUGCUUGUUAAAUUUAUGAGAGAAUUGAUCGUCACAAUGGAUAAUAGAGUAUUUAAUGCCGUUAGGGUACACUUAGAGGGGAAAAUUUAUGACGUUCGUCGAGACUUGAUUAAUGUGGAUGAAAAUUUUCUUGUCACAGAAGUAACGCAAGGUAUUUUAAAAUACGCCAAAGAACCUGAGGAUUAUGAGGGCACUAUAAUAUUUUGCGCUGAUGUGCUUUCCAGCCAAAUUGUUUUCUCUCUUCAAAGUAGCAUAUUACGCAUUAAACGUGAUCCACGCUGUAUUGUAGAACCUGAUUGUGAGAGACAUCGUGACAAUCUCUGCCUGUUUUGUGAUUAAUAACAAUCAAUUCGCCUGUGACAAAAAAAUUAUAAGUAAAAAUUAUAAUUCUAGCAAUGAAUAUUCGUAACCUUUGGAUGGAAAUUAUAU